Anneissia japonica is the source of this 762-nucleotide messenger RNA. RefSeq lists its product as uncharacterized. The coding region runs from base 1 to 762 and encodes 253 amino acids. The transcript has a single exon. The record is from RefSeq and is a predicted model, not a curated record. NCBI's taxonomy places the organism in Eukaryota, Metazoa, Echinodermata, Crinoidea, Comatulida, Comatulidae.
AUGUGCAAUGAAUUUUCAGAUCUAUUCAAACCAGAGUUAGGUUGCUUGAAAGAUGUGGAACUGGAAGUAAAAUUCAAAGAGAAUUCAACGCCAGUUUUUCGUAAGGCGCGUCCAGUGCCUUUCGCUAUACAACAUGACUUGGCUCAAGCCUAUAAGGCAGGGAUAACGAGAGGUAUCUGGACACCUGUGAAGUUUAAUGCAUAUGGUACACCCGUGGUCCCAGUAAGCAAGGAUAAUAAAUUAAGAGUUUGUGGGGACUACUCGGCAACAGUGAAUCCACAGUUAGAGGAUCAUCGCCAUCCACUACCUUUGCCAGAAGACCUAAUGCGUAAAUUGUCUGGAGGCCAUGGAUUCACUAAAAUUGAUUUAGCAGAUGCUUACAACCAGAUUCGGUUGGGUCCUGAAAGUCAAAAACGUCUGGCACUUAAUACUCACCAAGGAGUUCUCCUCCAGACGCGCCUACCUUUUGGUAUCAAAAGUGCACCAGGUUAUUUCCAGAGCAUCAUGGAACAACUGAUAGGUAACCUUCCAGGUGUUGCUGUAUAUCUUGAUGAUAUCCUAGUUAGUGGACAUAAUGCUGAGGAACAUUUACAUAACCUAAGACAACUUCUACAAUGCUUGCAGGAGAAUGGUCUAAGAUGCAGGAGGGAGAAAUGUGAGUUUGCACAAGCAGAAAUUGAGUACCUAGGACACAAACUAUCAAGUCAAGGUGUUGCGAAAGGUCAUAAAGUGGAUGUGUAUAAGAGACAGCAUUUAACGUGA